Molecule: messenger RNA, 939 nt
Organism: Phytophthora infestans T30-4
Lineage: Eukaryota; Oomycota; Peronosporomycetes; Peronosporales; Peronosporaceae
Exons: 2
Coding region: 1-939 (312 amino acids)
Source: RefSeq, a predicted model, not a curated record
AUGGGGAACAGUGCCAACGUUGCGCACUCCUGCCAACAGAAGCCCAGACGUCAGACCCAACGCCACGAGCUAUACAAAAAGCUAUUCAAAGGCUCCCAUGAGAGUCCCGCUAAGGUGUCAGUUGCGACGUCCAAGAAAACUGUGCUCUCGUCAUCAGUCGCCCAGCUUAUCGGGCAAACUGAUUUAACUUCGGGGCGAAGACAAAUUUCAUGCCUUUCGUCCGAUCUAAAGACUGUACAGAGCAUUAUUGAAAGUAUCCAAGGGGCUGACCACCAUAUCACACCGGAGUUACAGCAGGCGAUCGUGACUGAAGCCUUGAAGAAGAAGAUCCGUCACCGAGAGCGCUGUCGUAUCAACCAGGCACGCUACCGACAGAGGCAGAUGCAAGUCGAAACUGGAAUUGAAGAUCAGAUCAAUAAACUGAAAGCGGAGAUCAAAGGCCUAGAAAGGAAGAGCACCGACACUGUUCUCCCUCCAUCAACUCCAACGAAUUGGCCGUUGGCAUCCGAGUUCUUUCGCUUGUUGAAUUACUACAUGUCGUCGCCCGGAACGCUGUACAAGAUGGCAUCCAAGUUUCUCAACGAUACGAUGGCCGCUGAUGGCAUUGAUGGUGCAACGUAUGGCCCUGAAGCCACCUCUGUAACCAUCACAGACAACACGCUUCGCCGCGCAUUCCCUCACCUUAACAGCGAUGGCGUCGGUGUGGAUAAAGGUGGGGUGUGGUCUCCCGUAGCUGCUAAAAUGCUGAAUAAGAAGAUCGUCAUGCAAGGGUCGGUAACGUUUGGCUGGGAUAGGGCCACAGAGAAAGUGACGAGCAUUUACGCGCAAGCAGACUUGGUGACACCACUGCUGAACCUGCUAGGUAGCUUAGAGGACGUGUCUUGUGCCUUCUACAAGGCACGAGUCACACCCGACUGUCGAUUUGUUAGAGGUUCUUGA